Molecule: messenger RNA, 1138 nt
Organism: Papaver somniferum (opium poppy)
Lineage: Eukaryota; Viridiplantae; Streptophyta; Magnoliopsida; Ranunculales; Papaveraceae
Product: tetratricopeptide repeat protein 1-like
Exons: 5
Coding region: 145-897 (250 amino acids)
Molecular function (GO): protein binding
Source: RefSeq, a predicted model, not a curated record
UUGGGCUGUUUUAUACAUUCCCAGAACUUUCUCUCUCGAUCCCUCUAGUCUCUAGAGUUCUCAAGGAAAAGGAAGAAAACCUCUUUUUCGUUUUCUCAAAUUUCGAUUAAAAUCUCUGCGAAAUAAGUCGUGUAAUUUGUAAAAAUGGUGGUUAUUGAAUCAGCCCCAAACGGGAAUGAAGAUGAAAAUACCAGUACACAAAAUAAUGUAGUUGAAUCAAAUAGUAGUAGUAUUAAAUCGACCGAAGAAACUAAUAACGAUGGAUUUGAAACAGCAAGUGAAGGUGAUGGGGAUAAAGAAGAAGAAGAAGUAGAAGAACCUGUUCUUGCUCCACCUCCAUCUAACGAGGAAUCAAACCAGAAAGCUUUAGCUGAAGCUAAUGAUGCGAAAACUGAAGGAAAUAAGCUUUUUGGGUCUGGUCAGUAUGAAGAUGCCUUGUUGCAGUAUGAGCUUGCUUUACAGUUUGCUGCUGAUAUGCCUGCAUCCGUUGAGAUCCGCUCUAUAUGUCAUGCAAAUAGAGCUGCUUGCUUCUCUAACUUGGGUAGAUAUGCGGAGACUAUUAAGGAGUGCAACAAAGCUUUGGAACUAAAUCCUGCAUAUAUGAAAGCUUUGGUUAGAAGAGGAGAGGCUCACGAAAAGCUUGAACACUUUGAAGAAGCUGUGAUAGACAUGAAGAAAAUUCUGGAGUUGGAUCCUUCAAAUAGUCAAGCUAGAAGAUCCAUAGUACGCUUGGAGCCCCUAGCUGCAGAAAAGCGGGAAAAGAUGAAAGAGGAGAUGAUUGGGAAGCUAAAAGAAAUGGGAAAUUCUGUGUUAGGACGUUUUGGAAUGAGUAUCGACAACUUCAAAGCGGUUAAAGAUCCAACCACAGGAUCAUAUUCCCUCUCGUUCCAGAAGUAAACGUAUUGCUCGUAGAAAGUUGAAAGGAGAAGAAAAUUGUAGAGGCAGAAACUCAAGAAAUGAAUGAGACUGUACUGUGAUAUGCUUUAAAUGACAGGGAGAAGAACUAUGUAAAACUAUUUUGAUAUGAUUGCUCUUGACAAAUGUGUACAGUUUUACCUCCAAAUCAUAUAAACUGAAUGGUAAUGCUUUGUGCUGUGAUUCAUUUUUUUUUCUUUUGUGCAAGACAUUUUGGCUUGUU